This is a messenger RNA of Notolabrus celidotus (New Zealand spotty), 7957 nucleotides long. Its product is annotated as synaptic vesicle glycoprotein 2A-like. The record is from RefSeq and is a predicted model, not a curated record. Gene Ontology annotation, molecular function: transmembrane transporter activity. Bases 805 to 3015 code for a protein of 736 amino acids. Gene Ontology annotation, cellular component: membrane. The transcript has 13 exons. Gene Ontology annotation, biological process: transmembrane transport; chemical synaptic transmission. Lineage: Eukaryota; Metazoa; Chordata; Actinopteri; Labriformes; Labridae.
AGAAAUGAUAGUCAGUAGCUCCGAUUUUUUGAAUGGUAACGAUGACAUCACAUUGUGUGUGAAAAAUCUCACGUUUCUUCAUCUUAAUGCAGCAGAAGGGAUCAAGAAUAUGGCAAGUGGUUGGCAUAGCAACAGGAGUCAGGUGUUCCUGCACGUGUGUGUUGUAUCUGCACACAAUUGGAUAUAUUUAUUUUUAAUGACAAAACAAAAUGCAUUUGUUGAAAUCGGAAAGAAAGCAAGGUGUUUGUGCACGCAUGAAUCCGAGGAUAUACCCGUAAAGUGUGCACGUGACGUUGACCGAAUUGUAUAUCUAUUAAUCCAUUAAUUAGUCAAACGGUGUUCAGAUCACGAAAAAGUAUAAAGCACACGCGAUAAAGACGUAGAGCUCGAGGAAACGGGUGCAUAUUGCGCACAAAUGCGCCAAAAAUGUCCUCCAGAUAUGAAGGCGUUAAUGUGCUCGUGCGCUCGUGAGGGUUUGCAUGGGGGGAGGGGACCCCUGCACAUCACUGAGUGUAUGUGGAUGGCGUGGGCUUCUCUCUUCCAAACCGCGCAGCAUCAUCAUCAUCAUCAUCACUCGGUUCACAGCGACAGCCGCGUACGCAUCCUCACCCUCAUCCUCCUCAUCCUCCUCAUCACCAUCUCCGGACUGAAGAGGGAGCAAAUCGCAGGAGGAAAGGUAUAACAAGAACCUCUUGUCAGCCACGUCAGUCACUUCAAAUCUGUGAGGUACACUUUGGUAAAAUUGAAGCAGGUGGCCUCUCCACUAAACCUUGACCAUCUUUGCAUCAGCCCAGCCUCUUUAAAAUGGAGGAAGGCUACCAAAACCGGACUGCCUUCAUUAAAGGUGCCAAAGACAUUGCCAAAGAGGUCAAACGACAAGCCAGUAAGAAGGUUGGCCGUGGGGUGGAUCGGAUGACUGAUGAGUACAGCAAACGCUCCUACAGCCGCUUUGAAGAGGAUGAUGAUGACUACCCCACGCAGGGCAGCCAGGACGGAGGCUAUUACCGUGGAGACAGCCAAGCGGCUAACGACGAUGAGGGCGGGCACAGUGACUCCACAGAGGGCCACGAUGAAGAUGACGAGAUCUACGAGGGUGAGUACCAAGGAAUUCCCAGAGCCGAUUCCGGAAAGGGAAAUCUGGCUGGAGGCCCAGACUCAGUGAGAGCCAAUGCUCAGGAGUUCAGAGAUAUUGGCGUGUCUGAAGCCGAGAGGAGGAAGGACCGUGAGGAGCUGGCUCAGCAGUAUGAGACUAUUUUGCAGGAGUGUGGACACGGCAAGUUCCAGUGGACCCUGUACUUUGUGCUGGGGCUGGCUCUCAUGGCGGAUGGUGUGGAGAUCUUCGUGGUCGGGUUCGUCUUGCCGAGCGCCGAGAAGGAUAUGUGCCUGUCGGAACCGAACAAGAGCAUGCUGGGUCUGAUUGUUUACUUCGGGAUGAUGGUGGGGGCGUUUCUCUGGGGAGCUCUGGCUGACCGGAUAGGCCGUCGGCAGUCUCUCCUCAUCUCUCUCUCCAUCAAUAGUGUCUUUUCCUUCUUCUCCUCCUUCGUCCAGGGCUACAGCACCUUUCUGUUUUGCAGGCUCCUCUCAGGUGUUGGGAUAGGUGGCUCGAUCCCCAUCGUGUUUUCUUACUACUCUGAAUUUUUGGCCCAAGAGAAGCGUGGUGAGCACCUCAGCUGGCUCUGCAUGUUCUGGAUGAUUGGAGGAAUCUACGCAUCCGCAAUGGCCUGGUGCAUUAUCCCACAUUAUGGAUGGAGUUUCCAGAUGGGCUCAGCGUAUCAGUUCCACAGCUGGCGUGUGUUUGUGUUAGUGUGUGCUUUCCCCUCUGUUGCCGCCAUCAUUGCUUUAAGUGCUAUGCCAGAGAGCCCACGCUUCUACUUAGAGAACGGCAAACAUGAUGAAGGCUGGAUGAUUCUGAAGCAAGUUCAUGACACCAACAUGCGAGCAAAAGGACACCCAGAGAGAGUGUUUACUGUCACCACCAUUAAGACGGUGAAACAGAUGGAUGAGCUGGUGGACACUGGCACCGACACCCCUGUCUGGCAGCGCUACAGACUGAAGAUUAUGAGCCUCUCCCAACAGAUCAAGAACAACAUCCUGGCCUGCUUCAGCCCAGAGUACAAACGCACUACUUUCAUGCUCAUGGCUGUUUGGUUCACCAUGUCUUUCAGCUACUACGGUCUGACUGUGUGGUUCCCGGACAUGAUCAAGUACAUCCAGAAGCAGGAAUAUGAAUCCCGCACUAAGACCUUCACUAAAGAGCGAGUGGAGCAUGUCACCUUCAACUUCACCCUGGAAAACCAAAUCCACAGCCAGGGACAUUACUUCAAUGACAAGUUCCUGAACCUGAAGAUGAAGUCGAUGGUGUUUGAAGACUCUGUGUUUGAAGAGUGCUACUUUGAGGACAUCACCUCCACACAUACCUUCUUCAGAAACUGCACAUUUGUCGCAAGUUUGUUCUAUAACACAGAUUUGUUCAAAUACAGGUUUGUUGACUGUAAACUCGUCAACAGCACGUUUCUGCACAACAAGGAAGGCUGCAUACUCGACUUCAGCGACGACUUCAACAACGCUUACAUGAUUUACUUUGUCAGCUUCCUCGGCACGUUGGCUGUGUUGCCAGGCAACAUCGUGUCGGCUCUAUUAAUGGACAAAAUUGGGCGUUUAAGGAUGCUGGCGGGGUCCAGCGUCAUCUCUUGUGUCAGCUGUUUCUUCCUGAUGUUUGGGAACAGUGAGUCAGGGAUGAUCGCCCUCCUGUGUCUGUUUGGAGGCAUCAGCAUCGCCUCGUGGAACGCCCUGGAUGUGAUAACAGUUGAGCUCUACCCCUCAGACAAGAGGACCACAGCGUUUGGUUUCCUGAACGCUCUCUGUAAACUGGCAGCGGUCCUGGGCAUCAGCAUCUUCCAGUCAUUUGUCGGCAUCACUAAGGCAGUACCCAUCAUAUUCGCUGCUGGUGCGCUCGCUGCAGGUAGUUUCCUUGCAACAAAGUUGCCUGAAACACGAGGCCAAGUGUUGCAGUAAAACAUACAACCACCAGUGGGCAGCAGAGCACAGCUGGCGUGUGUCGUUUGACAACUAGAGCCCGAACAUCCCUGAAAGCUUCAGUGCUGCCCGUCACACACCAACAGAACAGACUGCCAUCCCCAUUGUAAGCCCAGAAUCCUUUGAAAUAGGACUGCAUCAUUCAAAGUCCUCACAGAGCCACAGUGACAAGACGAGGGGUACUAUCAGGUACUAAAAACCACAGAUCCUUUUCAAAGAGUGUUGAUCUGGUAAUGCAUCCAGCAGUGAGGCAGAUUGUGGUGUGAAGUAAAGGAAGCCUGUUAUUUUUCUGAAGUUUUUAUUUCUGGGCCAACAGAUCCACCUUACCAAACUUAAUUAAUACAAAAGAGAUGUCAAAGGGAGAGACUGAAAAAGCCAUUUAGAGGGAAAUGAAAAUAUUUAUAAUGUUAGGAUGAAUUUAAAAUAUGAUUGCAGUCUGUUUCUUUCUAUUUCUGUCUUGGCCUUGUUGACGGGCUUUCAGUGCUUUUUUCUUGAGUGUGAUGUUUACUGGCACAAUUCACUUCACAUUUACAGUCAGACUGUUUUUUUUCUAGUAGAAUUGAACAAAUGAAUUUGUCAAGGGGACUAUAUUUUCUCUAAAAAUGCCCCUGACCCUAUAGACCACUGCCUGCUACUGAAGCCAGACUUUCUGAAAGCUCUUAUUUUCUACCAAACACGAUUCAAACAUUCCAGUGAGACUUGAUUUAUUCAGACACAGAGAAUUGAAUGUUUCUCACGUCCCUGCAUAAAUCCAGUCUCCUCAACUUAUCACCUCAAAACACACGGACAGGUGAAGAUGCAUUUCACAGGAUUCUCUGUCGUAAAUGGGACUAGUUUGAUCCAGCUCCUCGGUGUUCAGUGUGAAACUCAUAUUUUAUUCCCUCCAUGUUGUUGACUCGUACAGCUGUGGCAAACAUAGGAACAUCUGUUGGAUGGAUUUUGGUCAAGUGAGAGCACAUACCUAAGGUGCAACGCUUGCCUGAAGUAGAAGUUGUAUGCAUGGGGGUUGCAUGUGUGUCUGUGUAAUGUGAGAAAAGCGAAAGUGUCAGGUUUAUGUGUUUGAACUCCUUCAUUUCAUGCAAAUCAGCGCAGCUGUGUGAAUCAUGUUUAACUGAUCCAACAGCAGAAUGUACGGAGCAGCAGUCACACAUUAUUUUGAAAAAUGAUAACAAAUACAUAAAGUAGCUCAGGUGUGUUGUACUGUUUUGAUCAUGUUUACAGCUGAUAUUAUGUUUAACACCGUUCCACCAAAAAAUUGUACAUGCAGGAUAGUUAAAUGACCAGUCCAGCUCCAUCCUGCAUUUAUCAGCCUUAACAUGGAAUCAAGACAUAAAAGAAGUAUUUUGAUUUGGUGUAAAAGUUGGUUUUUAACCUCAGACACAGUGCUUUGAUGACAACAUUUUAGAUUUAGAUCCAGUUAUUGACUUUUUGUCAGCAGUUUGCUGGCUCUUCAAGGAGACAACAUCUUCAAAGAGCCCUUUGUUCUUUCUGUCUCUUUUUUUAUUUAGGCUCAACAGACAAAUACAAGGCGUUGUCAUUUCUUUAAAUUUUGUUAUGCCUCUUAAAAGUAAUGGCGAUUUCAUCAUACUCAUAAGCACAAAUUAAACGGGACCGAAUGAAGAAAAAUCAUAGAAAUUAGAUCAGGCAGAGCAGCACAAAAAAUAACAGAGAUUACAAAUGACCUGUCUGCAAAUAUUUUAAAGGCUCUGGUUCCUUUCAUUACUUUACUUUUAUUUCUGCCAAGAAGGAGAUUUGAACCAUUCUAUAUGUUCCUGUAUGAAGUACAACUCACUACAAAGUACACACAAAAAAUAUUCUGACUUUAGUCUGAAUUUGACAACACCCCUCUGAAGGAAAGCUGUAGAGUACAUACAUUGAUACAUGUCUCUACUUCCAUAUCAUUUCUCCAAAGGUGUACAUCAAUAUGUGUGCUGACAAUCAGUGAAUGAGAACAUGGGUUCUUCCUAGUCCUGUAUGUUGUUCGACAACAAGUCACCCUCUGGAUGUCUGUGCCUGUGUGUGCGUGUGUGUGUACGUGUGUUUAUGUGUGUGUGUGUGUUUGGAUGUUAGAAGCUUUGGUGUUGUCUGUCGGUGAGCCAGAGUAGACUGGUAAUGUAACCCAAAAAACACCCAUGUCAUAAUUAUCUCAGAUGUUGGAGUUUGUCUGUCCACUUAACUCUGUGUGUGUGUGUGUGUGUGUGUGUGCAUGUGCGUGUGUGUGUGUGUGUGUGAAAAAGACAGAAAUAAUAAUUCAACAUUUUGACAAGUUACUUUUAUUCUUUGUCAUUGCCUGGCCUCACAUGAGAAGAUUGAUAUUCUUUGAUGUCUGUGCUUUAAGCAAGGAGUUAAAAGCCAGGAGAGGAUUAGCUUAUCUUAUGCAGCAUAAUGACUGCAGACAGUAGGAAACAGCUAGCUUGCUUCCACCAAAGGUCACACAAUCUGAAGAAAUUGUAUGGCAUGUAACUCAUCAAACCAAAACUUGCUCUGUUUUUACACUUUGAUUUAAAAGUAAUUUAAAACAGGUUUUGUUACCUUAGGACACAGCCAUGCUAGCUGCUUCAUAUUCCUACAUUGCUGUCUCCUUCCUUUCUACAUUCCCAAAGUAAAUGGCUCGCUACAACAUCCAAUUCAUAUGGUCUUAAGUUCGAAAUCAUACAUGAAUGUUGGCAUACACCAUUUAGUAUCCAGCUCUUUACAUUAAUACCUAAAAUCAACUUCUGUCCUGUUAAAUGAUACCAUAGUUGAUAUAGAAAUAAUAUCAUUUGAAAUAAUUUGAUCUGUCGGCUCCUUGCUUGUUUGAACAUCCCCUGCUUGUUUUCCACCUUACCUCUUCUUUGCUCUGCUGUUGACCGGUCAGCCAUUAACAGACAAUCUUAAGUUUUGUGCUUUCCAAGUAAAUUGAGAGUUACAUUUUAAAUAUCCUUCAUGCUCUUUAACAAUGCUAGUGGAAAGUCAAGUUUUUGUCACACGGUCAACAGGAAGAGCUGAAAUCCUAAACUUUAGAAAUGUGCCAGCUCCUCUCUGCAGAUUUAUUUUCUAUUUUGAUGGUUGUUGGUCUCACUCUUGCUAUUCUGAAUUAUAACCCUUGUUAUGAGGUUUUGACCAAUCAAAAUCAAGUAUUUAACACAGCUGAGUGAUUAGUUAGAGUGCCCUGUAAUGAAGUAAGCUAAUCAACUCCUGACUGCAGCUACAUCAUUAGCACACAGGCUUGCAAUUUUACUAAAAUGCGGACUUAUUACUUGAAUGUUGUUUAAUUUAGAUUGCAUUCAGAUAAGCAAGCCUGUUUUCUGUUGUUUUUUUUUUUUAGGGGGGGGGGGGGGGGGGGGGGGAUGUGUCCCAUCUUCAUGCUGGAGAGACUGUUUGGUGUGUGUAUGGUAUAUGUAUGUACAGUAUGUGUGGGUGUCUGUAAGGUUAUUCUAAAUCGUCUGUUACAUAUUUUUCUACUUUUUUCUGUUGUGAUGUUUUCAUCCCUGUGAUGAACACAGCUCAGUUGGGGACCUCGGAAAUAUAUUUACACUAUGAGAAGAAAAAACUAAAUCAAUUGCAAUAUAUGCAGUGUUGAAUUUUAUUGUUUUUGUUCUGUAUCGAAGACUCGGGUGCUCGAUAGCUGAUACAGUUCGGUCUUUAAAACCAAUCCAUGAAUGAUAGCUGGUCUCAAGAGGCUUAUCUCUGUUAAGAAAUGCAGUAAAGGAUCACAUCUUAAAUUCACAAACUUCAAACUCUAAUCCUUCCAUAUUCAACCGAUCGUGACGCAUGUUUGUAUCGUAUUGUCUGACUUCUUGGACGUCCUGUAUGCCAGCUGUUUUUGUCUGAAGCAAGAACUAGUAUUUUCAUUGUUGUAUGAUGACAUAGAUUUGUUGCUUGCAGUGAUUGUUCUUAAUCAAAGUGGGGUUAAAAUUGGUGAAACUUGAGUAUGUGUUCUGGAAGUUAGUGGUGAUUAUGCUCCUUGUUUUACCCUGUACCCAAGUAACCCUUUCUCAACACACACCUUAAUAUCUGAGGAGGAUACAUGUGCAAUCCAUCUUGUCACAGAGGGACAAGAUUUGGUCAGAAAGGCAGCGCAAUUAGGUUAAAGGAUCCAAAAAAAGAGCAUGAACUAUGCACAAAAAGUAUAAAUUUGACCUACACUUGUUUGUCCACGUGAGUCUAUUUUGAAAGGGAGGAAGUGGAAGCAAUAAAGUGGACACAUCCCCUGAUUCAAACCCAAAAGGACAUCAGUUUAUCAACUUAUCAAAAGAGCAAACUUUGUCAAGUUCAUGCUCCGGUCCAAAAUGUAAAAGCUAACUAUUCAAUGUUUCUAUGUGUAAAAUUUUCAUUGGAUAUAUAUUGGUAUAUUUGAACUAUCAAAAGGGUCACUGGUUUGAGUUGUAUCUAUGAUGACAGCAUUGAUAUGGGAUGUGAUCAAAAUAAAGCAACACCAGUCUGAAGGAGGAUCAGUCCUGAAGGGUCAACCACGCAAGAAAACUUCAUUUUCUGCAAAGAACUUUAAGAAUCCUUCACCGAGUUUGGACUGAAGGAGUUUGUUUCCAUUUCUUCAGUUUGACUCUAACCUGUUUAUGAAAUUAUAAAAAGUUCUACUCUUAAUGUGAGUUCAAUUCAAAAAUCAACGUGCUGUGUGUAGAAACUGUAGAUGUUUGUAUGUGCAAGUUUGGAAUUUGUGGAACAAAAGAUCAAGGAAAACAAUUCCAAAAAAAGUUCAACAAAAUCUAUUGUGUUGUCUUUGUGUUUUGUAAAUUAAAUCUUGGUAAAUGCUGUAUUUAUUACUUCUGGAUAUUGAGAACAUUUUAGUGAUGCUGAAAAGGUGCUGUAUUUAUUUUAUGUGAGAGUUGUUCAAUGUGCUGGGAAUCGCACUUUUGUGCCAUUUAUCCAGUUCUAUGAAGAAAAUGAUCAAUUAUGGAAAUAAAACUUGAAAGAAAUUCAA